Messenger RNA from Tarenaya hassleriana, 2147 nucleotides. RefSeq names its product proton pump-interactor 2. The record is from RefSeq and is a predicted model, not a curated record. The transcript has 8 exons. The coding region runs from base 232 to 1983 and encodes 583 amino acids. Lineage: Eukaryota; Viridiplantae; Streptophyta; Magnoliopsida; Brassicales; Cleomaceae.
UUUAAUAGAUUGAAGAAAAGGAAUCUCCUUUGAACCAGUCUCUUCUCUUCUUUCUCCAUUGAAGAGGAGAAGAACCCUGUUCUCUCUCCCUCCCUCCAUGCGAGCAAAAGAUCUGAUUAUUUUUAAUUUUAAUUUCUGAUUUUUCUCAAGCCCCAAAACCCAGGGAUUUCCGGGAAGAAUCUGAUUGCCUGGCGUUUCCCUCUAUUCUCGUUUCUUUUCCUGGAACAAAAAAUGGUUUCUCGGAUUAUACUGUGUGAUGGGUUCGAAGUGGUUUCACCGCCGGAACUCAACGAGCUGUUACUGUUCGAGAACGACCAAUCCGGUUCGAACGCCGAUGAAUCGACGGUAACCACUGAAGACUACGACGCUGUGUUCUCCGGUGACAGUCCUCCGUCUGACGCGGCCGAGGAAUGGCCAUUGCCGAAGGUGAUCCGGUCGUUUUACGUUGUCAAACAACAUCCUUGCAAUAACCCUUUGAUCAGAGCUAAGCUCGAUGAGGCUGACAAGGAGAUUUAUCAGUGCAACGUUGCUCGCAUUCAGAUCUCCGAUGCCCUUAAAGCCAAAAGGGCUGAGAGAUCUGCUUUGUUAGCUCAGAUGGAGUGUUUAAAUUCCGAACUUGAUGGAUAUGAUGCAAUGUUUGACGAGAAAAAGAGAGAAAUGGAAUCUUUGCGAGAAGGUCUUGGGAAGCUCCGGGGCGAGAAGGAACUUGAUGAUCUCAUGAACAGCAUCAAUUACGGGAUUGAAUACGAGAACAACACUCCGACGGAGGAGAAGCAAAUUCUCAAGAAGAUCAAGCAGCCUGAGUGGGAAAUGCAAAUUCAGGAUCCUCAAGGGCAAAAUGGAGGCAUCAUAAAUCGUAUUAAGUCAAUGGCCAUGAAUAUGGAUGAAGUGAAGAAGGACCAACAAGCAGUUACAGCAAAGAUCAACCGCUUGAGUGAAAAACUGCAAAGGAUUAAGAUGGAGACCGAGUCAUUGGAUGCGGAGCUGGCAGGCGUACUUGACAAGAGGGACAAAGCCUUUGAAAGAAUCAAGAUGCUCAGAAGGCAGCGAGACCUCAGGAAUGCCACAUUUUUGCAGAGUCGGUUUAUCAUGAUGAGAGCCGGAGAAUUGGCUGCCGCCGGAAAUGUAAAAGGCCUUAAAGAGCUUGCCAAUGCUGAGGUUGAGAAGUUUAUGUCUCUCUGGAACACUGACAAGGCUUUUCGGGAUGAUUACAAGGAAAGAGUCUCAGCUUCACUUGAUGAAAGACAUCUGAACCAAGAUGGGCGGAUCAAGAAUCUCGAGCAGGACCUUCUGGUUGCCCUGGAAUCGCUGAGACCUCUUGAUAUCAGAACCGACGGCGUGGAAAAAGUUCAUGAAAAAUGGGGAACAGAAGAUUCAAGAUCUUGCUCUUCCCAGGUUGGCAAUAUAGCUACAGAGCAGACCAAGAAAGAGGAAAAAAUGGUGACCGAUUCUAACAAGUCUGGUUCAGAGGAGAGUGACUGCAUGGAUUUUGAUAUCCUGAGUUAUCAGAUGCCACAAAUGGAAGAAAAGAUGGAUGAAGAAACUUUGAAGGAGAAGAAACGGGAAGAGCAGCUGGAGAAAGCCCGGCAAGCGAUGGAAAGGAAGAGGAAGCUGCAAGAGAAAACUGCUGCUAAGGCCGCUAUAAGAGCUCAGAAGGAGGCCGAGAAGAAAAACAAGGAUCGCGAGAAGAAAGCAAAGAAGAAGGCGGCUGCAAAUUCUUGUCCUUUGCAACGAGGUGAGAUCCCUGAGUCAGUCACUGAGGCUUCUGAGCCGGAAAAGGUCGAGUCUUCAGCUUUAGUGAAGAAGCGGUCUCUGCUUCCGAAGCAGAGAAGUUUCAGGUACAGACACCGUGGAAGAGGAACCGAGGCACUUCCAAAAGCCAUUCUAAAGCGAAGAAAGGCUUACAAAUUCUGGGUUUGGACAGUUUCCUCAGUUGCAUUCUCCCUUGCACUCUUCAUCUUUGCCUUCUGUUAUGUUAGAUGAGAGGAAACAGGAGAGGGUUUUCUUUAGGGUUUUUUCGACUGAUCCAAUAAGCUGCACCUGCAGUCAAGUUAGCUUUAGUUUCAUCUGAUAAGUUCCUGAGUUAGCUUUAGUUCCAACUCAAGAGUUACAACAUAUAAUGUAAUGUACUGCUUCAGAGAUAUGAA